Dendrobium catenatum is the source of this 2641-nucleotide messenger RNA. RefSeq names its product E3 ubiquitin ligase PQT3-like. The record is from RefSeq and is a predicted model, not a curated record. Lineage: Eukaryota; Viridiplantae; Streptophyta; Magnoliopsida; Asparagales; Orchidaceae. Bases 341 to 2626 code for a protein of 761 amino acids. Gene Ontology annotation, molecular function: nucleic acid binding; zinc ion binding; ubiquitin protein ligase activity. Gene Ontology annotation, cellular component: nucleus. The transcript is spliced from 15 exons. Gene Ontology annotation, biological process: protein ubiquitination; mRNA processing; ubiquitin-dependent protein catabolic process.
GUCCUUAAUAAUAAGCAUUAGGGCAUAAAAGGGGGCCGGCUCACUCAUUCCUUCCCAUUCGACCGGCCCUGAUCGCACGAGCAGAAGGAAGAGCCGGCGUGCGUGCGUCUUCCUCAUUCGGCCGACUCUAGGGCAAGCGGCGACGGUAUGCGUAUGUGUCUAUUCCUCUCCUCUUCGACCCUUCGAUUCUUGCAGGCGUUCCGUCAGGCCGAACGUGAGAAGGCAAGGGGGCGGCAAGAGGCGAAACGACCAGAGAAGAGAGUUCUUCUUCCUUGUUUUCUUUUGAUUUUCUUGAAUAUCAAUUGGCUCAUAGCUAAGGGGAAAACUCCAUGAAAAGAAUAUGGCUGUGUACUACAAGUUUAAAAGUGCAAAAGAUUAUGAUUCUAUUCCCAUUGAGGGACAAUUCAUAUCUGUUGCAAAUCUGAAAGAAAGAAUUUUUGAAUCCAAGCAUUUGGGAAGGGGUACUGAUUUCGAUCUGAUGGUUUCAACUGCUCAGACUAAUGAAGAAUAUGUAGAUGAAGCAGCAAUGAUUCCUAAAAAUACAUCGGUACUUAUAUGCCGGGUACCAGGGCGCCCUCGAAACCCUAUUGUUACCGAGAGAGACAAGCCCAAAAGUGUAGAGGAUAAAAUAGAAGAUCUUCCACCCUCUAGUACUAUCAUGGUUGGCAAUUCAUCCACAAUGAAAUAUCCCGAUGAAUCUGAAUGGUAUGAGUUUGGGAAUGAUUUGUAUAGUGUUCCUGAAGUUCAUCCUGCUCAGUCAAAUGCUCCAAUUGUUGAUGUUUCUCCUACGAACAAAGUUGAUGAAGAGAGCAAGAUUAAAGCUUUACUUGAUACACCUGCACUUGAUUGGAAUCGCCAAGGACAUGAUUCGUAUGGUGCUGGCAGAGGAUUUGGCAGGGGAAUGGGUGGAAGGAUGAUGGCUGGCCGUGGUUUUGCUCGAGGUAUGAUGGAGAAGAAGACGCCUCCUGCUGGUUACAUCUGCCAUAGAUGCAAAGUUCCUGGUCAUUUUAUCCAGCAUUGCCCCACAAAUGGUGACCCUAGUUAUGAAAUUAAAAGGGUGAAGCCACCUACUGGGAUUCCAAGAUCUAUGUUAAUGGCAACUCCAGAUGGGUCUUAUGCACUGCCAAGCGGCGCAGUUGCUGUCUUGAAGCCAAAUGAAGCUGCAUUUGAGAAAGAAAUUGAGGGGUUACCUUCUACUCGAUCUAUUAGUGAUCUUCCACCUGAAUUGCACUGCCCAUUGUGUAAUGAAGUAAUGAAGGAUGCUGUAUUAACCGGCAGAUGUUGUUUCAAGAGUUUCUGUGACAAGUGUAUCCGUGACUACAUAAUUAACAACUCGAAGUGUGUCUGCGGGGCAACUAAUAUAUUAGCUGAUGACCUCCUUCCAAAUAAAACACUAAGAGAGACUAUCAGCCGUAUAUUGGAGACAACUACAAGCAGCACAGAGAAUGCUGGAAGCUUGGCACAGGUGCAAGAUAUGGAAUCGGCUCGCCCUGUACAAUCCAGAGUUCCAUCAGCUACUCUUUCUAGAACCUCGAAGGGUGAACCUAAGCAGCCUCUUCCAGCAGACAAUACUGCAUAUAUCAAGGAAGGUGAGGGUGCAAGUGAACCGAAAACUGAUAAUUUUACUUCAGUUUUUCCGGAUAAGAAGUCAGAGAAAACCAUGGAUCAAGCUGAAGCAACUCCAAUUCCAGAAGAGGCUCAGGAAAAGUUGCCUCCGGGUGAUCUAGUUAAGAAAAAGAAGAAGAAAACUCGAAUUGCUGCUACUGGUUCCGACAUGCAAUGGAGGAAUUUUCAACAAGAUUUUGGGUUGGAUAACUUCGCUGGGAUGGCUGUGGGUUUAUCAGCCUACAAUCCUUAUUGGGGUUUAGGGAUGCCAAUUGGAAUUGAUGGAUUCAUACCUUCUUUAGCUGCUCCUAUGCCAUACAUGGUUUAUACACCUACUAGUCCUUUUGAUGUUCCUUUUGGGGGAAUCUUACCACCUGAUCCAUAUAUCGCGCAAGGCUACAUGAUGCCCGGUUUUCCUCUGAGGGAGUUCAGUAGGGAAAGAGAGAAUGUGACUCCGGGAAAGGAGACCAAUAGCAGUGUUGAUGCUGUCUCACUGAAGAAGGCUAAGCCUCAAUUGAGGUCGGAGGUGUUAGAAAUUAUAAAAAAGCAGCAGCCAAACGUGGACCGGAGUGCCGGUCCGUCCCGCGACGCGGUUCGGCAUUCUCCUCCGCCUCCCCGACCACCGCCCCUGAAGCGAAAAUCAUCCGACUGGGAGCAGUCGGACGGGGAUGCCUCGGCCACGUCUAAGGCGGAACGGAAGCAGAAGGGAAGUGUGUUCUCUCGCAUCAGUUUUCCGGCGGAGUGCGGUGAUCCGGAUCGAGGAACCGGCAAGCGGAGGAAGACCUCGUCGGAUCCGCCCGACGGCUUGAAGGACCACAGCGAGCGGGAAAGGGAGCGGCUGCUCGUUAAUGGAUACAUUAGUUCGUCGACCGGCCGAAGGAGCGGCGGCGGAGCAGGGGGAUACGACUAUGAGUCGAGCGAUGAGGAGCGGCACUUCAAGCGGAGAUCGUCGUCUUCGCGGCGGAAGUCGGAGGAGGAAGAAGCCGCCCGAGCACCUAGGGUAUUGAGGGAGCGCGAGUGAACUAGGUGAAGCGUA